GUUAACUAUUGGUUCGUUGUGCCUCAUUCGUGUCCAAACAGCUUAAGGAAUGUCCGCCGGCAGCAAUAUUAGGUAUUACGACUGUUUGAAAUCUUCUAUUCCUUCUUUCCUGUGAUUUUCUGAGUAAAAUGAAUAAUAAUGUCCAUGGCUAUAAUGAGGGGUGAACGAAGGAGGGUUGAGUUGUCAACACUAUGAGAUGCAACCUUUGGACACUAGUUCCGAUAGUCACCGCCCUUCUGCUCGGAACGCCACCGUCUAGCCCCGCCGCCGGCACCUCCUCAGCUCUGUCCAAGACCAACAAAUUUGAACCUUCUUGUGUCUUCCCUGAAAAAUGGCAGGGAUAUUGGUUUCAAUCUGGAGUAAGGCAGUCCAUACAGAUUCAUUUGAACAAGUUCUCGACAAAAGGAAAAUGUGUCGCUUCAGAUGGAGACAAGUUCUUAAUUGUCGAGGAGAAAAGUAAUUGUCACCGAUGUGUCGUCAUACAUGAAAAACAUGAUAAUGUGCUUCAGUACAAAGAGACCUAUUGCACUCGGAUGGAAUCCCUCUAUUCCCUGUGCUCCCACAUCACUGGUGAUGCUCUUCUCUACUCAAUGUUUAGGGUAAAUGCGGUCCCUCUCAACUGUCCAUUCUCUGGAUAUCACACCUUCUCUUAUGACCGAGGUCAUGGGGAAUGUACCACUCCUGCUUCUACAAUGGAAUCUUGUACCCAAGAAAGCAGGCUGAUUCUUAGGUAUCAAGCCUGCCCUGAUGUGUAUGGCAGUGAAAGUGCAGUUGAGGAACUGCAGUGUUUGGCCACUUGGAAGGAGGGGUCCUCUCGUUACCUGGUGGGCAAGAUGGAACAUCUACAUGUCUCAUCGAAUGAAGACAGGUAUCGGUGCUUUGUGUACGAGAAAGCAGGAGGUGGCAUCGGAAGUGGGUCUGAUUCUGAAGUGGUCUAUCGUGUUGCCCAAAGUGGCGACGCCACCUGCAAUGGACUUUUCUCCCCCAUGGAGGGCAGCAGAACCAUGACUCUUCGUAGAGCAAAUCCCCCUCGAUGUAAGUUCCCAGCUUGGAUGACUACAACUGCCCACUGGCAUUCUCUCGAUUACAAAUCAACAUACAGCCUUCACCAUCGAAAUACAUCCUUGAAGGUUUCUCAAUCAGGAGAUAGUGUUUUGGGUGAUGAUUCCAGGCUCCAUUGCUCAGAAGUUAAAGCUGCUUCCUCGGAAUCAGCAACUAUUAUUGUACACUUCACUACAGGAUGCCAGAGUGGUUUCAUGUGCAUGGUAUUCUAUCGAAGAGAUCAGCAUGUCAUUGAACUUCAGUCUGGAAUGAAAACAAGAAGGCCAGAAGAAGCAUGUACUCAAAGUAAUUUUGAUAGAACGAAAGCUCCAUUUGUUACUUUAGUCACAAGCAACCCUGAACAGCACAAGUGCCCUCAAGUGGGACGCUUCUCAGUGACUGGAAUGAUAAGGAGAGAUAGAGAGAAGAGAAACAGUGAUGAUGAAGUUGGGACAGAUCUACGAGGUGAAGGGUGUUCCCUAGAAUUCCGUUCUGUUGCAGUUGGCUGUGGGGAAGAUGAGACAAUGGAGUUUCGCUCACAUUGUUCUUCUCCAGCAACUAACGUUAUAUCAGUUUAUAAUUGCCAUGCUGGAUGGUCCGAGAAUGGAACCCACUACCUGAUUACAACACCUAAUUCACGUUCCUCGGCUGGGGCUAAGCGUUACUGCUUCAUAUACACCCCUGGAAUUGGAGGAACUUAUCAUUUCAGCACUAGCCCUGUAACCUGCAGCCGUGCAGUGCGCCCAGGAAUCACUGGCGCCCUUGCCUUUAAUAUCACUCACCAAGGAUUGUGUGCUGAAGUUACAAACAGAGCUGUUCUACAUGUUUCUUCAUUCUACCUCAUAGUGAUUCUAUCAUUGUUUGUAUCCAAAUUGAUUCUUUACAGAUGAUUUUAACACCCAUGUAAAAUAGGCAUUUAAAAUUUUAAUAGUUAGGCAAAUUUUUGUGGAAGGACAUCGGUUAAUGUCCCAACACUACCUUUUUCUAUGUACAUAGCUAUUAAUGAAAAUGAAAAAAAAUAAAAAAAAGAUAUAUCUAUAAAUAAGUAACUACUAAGCAUAAAUGUGUAAAUUUAAUUUUUAAAUAUAAAUUAUAAAUAAUUGUUUUUUGGAAAGAAAAAGUUGGAGGUAAUACUUUUCUCCGAUAUAUUUCUUUCUCUUGCACCUUCAAUAUUAAAUUUUAUUUUUGAAUUAUAUAGUAAUGUACUGAAAAUAUAUAUCUGAAUAGAUUAAGAUCAGAUCAUACCUGUACUAAUUUUAUAAUCACAGCAAUAAAUAAUUGAGGCAAUGAACGAAAUCUUGUGAUAGCCUGGAUCUUUGAGAUUCAUUGAGAGUGAGAGUUUUAUGUAGUUUGUGUAAGAGAAGUGAUUAACAAUCAUGCACUGCAAAUAUAACAAUUGCACUCAUUGUUCAUUAAAGACCAAUUAGAAAAUGGAAUAAUUCUUUUCUUUAAUUUUCGUUUAUUACUUUUUAAUUUAUUUAGAAAUUAAUUAAUCUUUCAUUAGAAAAUUUUUCUUGUUAAUAAUAUUGUCCCAGUUGGUGCAAUAACAUGGAAAUUAUUAUGGAAGUGAUAAACCACAUGCAUUUUGUUAGUGAAAAUUAUGACAUUGCAUAAAUGGUAUAAUAGAAAAAACUUUUCAUUAGUAUUAUUAUUCAUAGUAAUAAUAUAAAGGUUGAGCUGUACGCAGCUAUGCACUGUGAUAUUGGAUAUUGUUACAUUUCUGGCUGACUUACAGCUAAAUAUGCAUUACUAUUAAGCAAUACUAUCAAUAUCAAGAAAUAUGGUUACAGAAAGAAGUCAAAUUUUGAUCAGUGGUCUUAAAAUUAACAGCUCAUUUAAAAAUAAUGAAAUUAAAUUUUUUGUUAAAAAUCACUCCAAAAUUUGAUUGAAAAAAAAGUUAUGUGAUAGCUGAUUUAGUUUAAUUGACUACUUUAAUGAAUUUUUAAAAAUUUCUUUUGAUGGAAGAUUGUUGAAGGUUCCUGUUACUGAAAUUCACAAUAUUAAAUUACUGAAAUUUAGUUAAAUUGUACUGAUCUUAAUUAAGGGUUUGGGUUAAAAGAAGAUUGUUAUUCGGAAAAAAAAACUGUUACUGUUUUGAUUAAUGACCUUCUUAAUAUGUUGUGUAUUUUUUAGUAAAUUUUAAAUAAGGAUAAGAUAAUCAAACAGAGCCCACAUAAUUUAUAGUUGAUCUGUGAUAGAAGGUAUAAUUUAUCGGGACUGUUGUUUGGGUUAAAAAGAUAAUAUUAGAAAGCUAUCAGUUUAUGUUUGUUUCAUUUUUUGUGUAUGGUUUAAAAUAUAAUAAUAAAUGAAUUAUAGUAAAUUUAAGGUUAUGAUAUUUUAAUUUAAGAAGUGCUUCCUUGAUUUGCGAAUGUCAUUGCACCAAAUAGGUUGUAAUGGAAUUAUAGACUUCCUCUUGACUGACAGAGUAGGGCUAUAUUGUAUAAUAUACAUGAUAUAAUUCCAUCAAUUUACUUUUACAGUUAUUCCUGAUUAAUUGUGGGCAUUAAAUAAAAAUUAAGUCAUGUUAGGAA
Nezara viridula (southern green stink bug) is the source of this 3572-nucleotide messenger RNA. Lineage: Eukaryota; Metazoa; Arthropoda; Insecta; Hemiptera; Pentatomidae. The record is from the annotation of a GenBank genome assembly.